UUUACGUGCUUCGCGCUUUGGUGGUGCGAGCCUGUCACCUCAAGUCUAUCGUCAACCAGCAGAUUUCUAAUCCAUCAGCAAUGUCGUCCAGCUGGCUGGCGGGUAUUGUUGCUGAGAAGCUCACUAAUGCCCUGGCCUGGCAAGACGCAAGGCUCAAGGGUGUCAAGUACGAAUUCGACGCUUCUCACUUUUCCGACAAUGGCAGCAAUCUCAAGGUUCAAGUCAAUAUGGCUUCUGGCUCCCUACACGUACUCAAGGUCCAAGGUUCCACUCUGAUCCUCACCGACGGAACAGUGUCUUUGCCGGCAAAAUUCUCGACUGCCACAAGGACGCAGUUCGAGAACCAGUACUCGUGUCGCUAUGCGUCUAUCGAGUCAAAAUCAAUCAUCUCUCAGCCCUUUGCAAUCGUCGCAACACACCUGGGCCCACCAGCUUCCCGGAUCCAACUGGUCGUCUUUAACUUGAGUCUUUCUGAUAUUCCUUUGGACCCUUCGGAUAUUCGGGACAUCGUACCCUUCCAUCAGGUUCCAGUCGUUCAAGAAUUUUUAAAGCGACAACACGAGGUCCACAAGAAAGCUGAAGAACCUGCGCCUGCUACAAGAAGUGCGACAGCAGUUGAGGUGACAGAGAACACUGAUGUAGAUGUGGUCGAAGCUCCUUCCACUUCUGAGAAGACUGCGGAGAGGGCUACGCCGCUCAAACGACCUCUUCCAUCAGCAUCUCCUAAUCGGUCAGGUUCACAUCGAUCUGUUAGACCUCGCAUCUACAAUGAGGAUGAUGAUGUCAUGAUCCAGACAGGGCUCAAUUUACAGCAGCCUGUACAGCUCUCAUCUAACAGCCUCCAACAAAGAGUUCAACUACUGGAUGCUCUGAGAAAGACCAGCGGGGUGAAAGCUUCUACCGCCCUCGAUCAAGCCCUACGAUUGGGUGGAGUUGUGUCUGCACCAAUGGCUCCACCUCCCGUGCCUACUCCCGUCAACGCUCAGGUACAGCCGUUUCUACAACCAGAAUCCCAAUCGCCUUCACAAAACUUCGAAUCUCAAAUUCCUUUGGCUGAACCUGCAGUCAGCAAUCCAGUCACGAGGGACAUCGACAUGGGAGGCACGACGGUCCCGCGGCCUGGGCCAAAAUUCAUGGACCAGAUCGUGCAACCCACCAGCCUACCGAACAACACGCCGACUUCAGCUCAGCCUGAGCUUGAACCACCCGAGACCACACAACCAUCCCUUCCCCGAGGCCGCGUACCUCUACCGUCACAAUGGCAAGCUCUGGCAGCAUCAUUGGGUACAUCCAGUUCACACUUGUUGGACGACAUAUCCUCAGGCGCACCAAGACCACUGCAUAGGGCACCCCCACCGUUGUUCAUCAAAUAUGCACGUAGACCGAUACCAAUUCCGCAAAGAAAGUUACUGGACAAACCUACGUCAUGGUGGCCCUCCAAGCCUGGGACUACAUUUCCUCAUCCCAAUAUUCCAAUUGAGAUCCUGAACAGGAUCGAGGAGAUUGCAGAGCGACGAGAGGCGAAAGGAAAGGCUCGAGCAAGGGAACAACCGCUACAACCGCAGCAGCAAACCGAAGCAGGGCAAAACAUCCCAGCGGGUGAUCCUCGUGUAACACAAGGAACUCAGAGCAGUACGUAUUCCUGGGAAUCAUCUCCGCCGGAACACAGACAGCCGAGGAAUCGCAUGGAUGCAAUUCGACGCUCAACGAACUUGCUUCCGCCAGACAGUAGCGCAGGAGAACCAAUGCAGAUGGAUGAUCCGAUUGAACAAAUACCUUCAAGUCCACCUUCGGGCUCUCUGUCCGAGACGAGCGAACAUUCUGAUGUUGACGAGUAUGCAACACCGAAACCGACUCCGAGACAAUUGCCUUCGUUCCCUCUUUCGUCACCGGAAGAGGAACAAGAUGAGCCAUCUAUGACAAUUCCUGAACCUGGGCCCCACGCUGUUCAGCCACCAGAAUUCGUUCAGGAUAAGACCACUACCGACGAAUCCCAACCUGAUGGGAAAAUUACUCGAGUCAUGCUGUCUGGUCUGGAAGAUCUUCUGAGUCAAUCUAAUGGCGGAGGCAUAGCAGAAGAAGCUCCAAGGAUGUCUCUGCUUCCGGGAGAUGAAGAUCCUCCAGAUCUGCAGGUCCCUACCCAGGCUCCUGCAUCAAUCACUUUAUAUGAGUCAACAACCAUGGAAGACCGGGUUCAGGUUGAUGACAUACCGAUGGUGGAUGACCAAGCUCAGAUCGAUGAUGAAGCAGUCAAGAAAGAUCAUGAUGACACUGCCAUGAACGCCGGGCUUGGAGUCCAAAAGGACACGGAGAUGAACGAUGAGCCGGAGAUUGAAGUUGCAGCAUCUCCGAGGCCUCAAUCCCGAAAGAGGCGGCGGCAGAGCUGGGGCCUUGAGGAAUCGAGAGAAACCACUCGAGAUAUGCAGGCUCGUCUCAAGCGUGAGUUCAUUGAACAGAAGAGGAAGAAUGAAGCACAACUUCGGAGCAAUGAAGUUCAAAACGUUACUGUUGGAGUGCAAGCAACGUCACAAAUACGUGAAGAGGUUAGUAAAGAGCCAGAGCCGGACAUUGAUACACGCGCCCCAGACUUGGCGUCAGAGGCUGAAGCUAUGGAUGUCGACGAACUUCCACUCGGACCUGCUAAUCCAGUCGAGUCCGGUGCUGCUAAGAGGGCUAGUAUCAUUGAAGCAUGGCGUCAAAAGAGUGAUCAGCAAGAGGGUGAGACAGAAGCCGGAGCUUUGGCUGGCGAGACACUCGAGCCUGCGUCAGCUCAAUCGAAUGUCGCUGCUCCUGUAUCGCAUGAGCCUGUUUCUCUCAGAUCCGUUGUUCUCGAGUCUGCCAUUCCUGCCACUACCGUUUCUGAGGAGAGACCUAGAAGCGAAGGAGCUUUAACGGGAGCUAUAAGGGACUUACCCUCCACACAACGCGGUCUACAACUCACACACAGUCCCGCAGGGUCAUCUGGAACCAAGGUUGGAGAGAAGUUACCCAUAGACAGCCCGGAUUUUCGAUCGCGACCAGGUCUCUCUAAGGGUCACUCGAAUACAUCGACGCUAAAAUCCAAACAGGUACUCACAGACAAACAAAUGCUAAUAAACCGUAAGUGGAUCACGAGAGGCAAAUUCGACGCUCCAUCAACGGCUCUAUGGGUGGGAUCACUGCCUGCAGAAUUCAACGAUCCAAAACUUCAUGAUUUGUUUUCAGAGUUCAACCCUACCUCUGCAGCUGCAAAGACUGAAUUUGGCUUCGUCAACUUUGCCGAUGUGGACACGGCACGUAGUGCACUCGAAGCUAGGCAUGGCUUGAUCCUGAAUGGAAAGAAGAUCAGAUGCAACUUUGGUAGAGCUUCGACAGGGAGGAGCCAAGCGGCGCCGGAUCCCGUGGCCCCUGCGCCGCUACCCACGCUGGAAGAUCUUUACUAUGAGAUGUGCGAAAAGCGCAACUAUAAAGGCAACAGAACGGCCUUUGAGAAGUAUUGCAAGAUUCUGCACAAAUCUUCUAAUAUCCCGUUAGGAUUUUGGGACGAUUAUGUGGUCUUGCAGCCUGCCAGAUUUCUGCCAUACGCCAACCGAAGCAUCUCUAACGGUGAUGAUCCUGUUGACUACGACACAUAUUGGCGCGAGACGCUUCAGCAGGAUGUCACACCUGAACUUUUUCCUGUGUUGACUCCAGCCAAGCUUGAAGCUGUUUUCAAUAAAAGGCCUUUGCCUCCUCAAGCGCUCAGACCUAGCGCGCAUCAACCUCCACAAUUGACGCCAGGUGCACACCGAUCAGUGCCACCGCUUAUCCAACAAACACCAUCUUCAGUAUCUCCCACUUCUCGGCCGGCGCCGGCAUCUAGGGACUUGAGAAGAUCUGUCGUAGAGCGCAGAGCCCAGACGGCGACCGACCUACCUCGCCCGAUCAUAUCUCAGCAGCCUGAAUGGUUGCUGAACAUACCAGAACCUGACAGAACGUCAAAGUGGUUGCUUCAUAACUUUGUUGGAGAUAAGCAAGCUUGUAUGGUUCAAUCACAUCUCUUUGAAUUGUACAAGACUUCUUUCUCGGUCAAAGGCUGCGAUGAGCCCUUGAUGCAGGGAGGUUUGUUUAUUCCAGAGAUAGGCAAGACCUUCCCAACUCACACCAUAAAGCGACCCAAUGAGAAGGGAGAGGACGUUUUCUACAUCUACGGUGUUCGUGCCAAGCGAUUAUUACCGAGAGGAUCUGAUGCGGGAUCACCUUCACCUGGAGAGUUCAAGAUUAAAGGCAUCUCUGCUUCGAGCCCUCUUGAGGGUCGAAGUCGUAUCGAACUGCCCUCUUCCACUCUUCCAUCUCGGCGGGAGCUCAUUGCCGCCUCCGCAAGCGAUAGAGAUGGCAGAUCCAGAAGGUCUCUCCCCUUUAAUGAGCAACGUCAAUCGAGGUCACGUUCACCACCGCGCAUGCCCACCAUGCCUAAAGGAGUUCCCAAGGGUAAGCUCUCUUCUAGAGGUCCUGUUGAAAUUCGCGAGGUAUCACAUUUCUGUUUUUUCAGAUGGUCCUCAUUACUAAACAUUGUGUCGUCUUUGAUACUAACUUUUCUCAAUGCAGGACCUCGACGGCGAUUCUGAUACGCCUGUGCAUAGGAAAUUUUGGCAGAACUAUCACUCGCUGGGUAGCGUGACAAAGAAAGGGAACGCCUUCUCUGAGCGUGAUUGAG
Molecule: messenger RNA, 4675 nt
Organism: Aureobasidium subglaciale EXF-2481
Lineage: Eukaryota; Fungi; Ascomycota; Dothideomycetes; Dothideales; Saccotheciaceae
Exons: 2
Coding region: 81-4586 (1501 amino acids)
Molecular function (GO): RNA binding
Source: RefSeq, a predicted model, not a curated record